Molecule: messenger RNA, 4062 nt
Organism: Venustampulla echinocandica
Lineage: Eukaryota; Fungi; Ascomycota; Leotiomycetes; Helotiales; Pleuroascaceae
Exons: 6
Coding region: 1-4062 (1353 amino acids)
Biological process (GO): DNA-templated transcription initiation; ubiquitin-dependent protein catabolic process; regulation of protein catabolic process
Cellular component (GO): proteasome complex; transcription factor TFIID complex; proteasome regulatory particle, lid subcomplex
Molecular function (GO): protein heterodimerization activity; enzyme regulator activity
Source: RefSeq, a predicted model, not a curated record
AUGAAUAAUCCGGGCCAGGGCAGCCAGCCUGCGCAGGGCCAAGGGCAACCCGCAGCAGCUCAGCAACAGCAACAGAACCAGCAGAGACGGCCGCAGCCACCUUUAUAUAAGCCCGAGCAGAUGCGCAGUCUCCCGGAUUCGUUUUCAGCCAACGAGAAAGAAAAAUGGGAGCAAGGCCUGAGGUCACUAUGGAACCAGGUGGAGAAGAACAGUGCGGAGACACCACAGCACCAGGAAGCCAAACGGAAGAUCUUCGAAUUCUCGAAGACCUUGACAAACAAAUUGCAAGCUAUUCGAAUGCAGCAGCAGCAAAAUGCUCAGCAGGGUGGUGCAGCACGACCUCAGAGUCAACCGCAGCCGGCACAAGGAGGGGAGGGGAGUUCACAAAACCCGAGUGCCGAACAACAGCAGCAAAGACAAAAGCCUCAAGUUUCUGCGAAAGUUAUGGAGCAUGUUUCCAAGUUUCCCUACGUCCUGCCUCCCCAAUUGACACACGGCACCCCCGAAGCUGCUAAAUGGGUGGCGGAUGCCAAACAGAGAUAUCUCAAGGGACUCGUCGCUAUGGAAGGUGCUACCGGUCGACUUGCGGCUCUCGACGCCAUGCUACAGAAAAGAAACGAUGACGGGAGGCCACUGAACCCGGACGAGGAGAAAGAAUUCCAACAGAAGAAAGAGCAAUUUCAGAAAACACACGCUGAGGCAAAGAACUUUGUGGAUAGUUUCCGGCAGCAGCAGAGAGCUGCCCAGCAACAACAGCAGCAGAACGCUGCUAAUGCCAAUCAGCAAGCAAAUCCGGCCCAGCCACAAGCUGGUGGAAGUGCCCCCAAUGCGGCUGCGAGUGUUCCCAGCGCUGCUGCUCCUGCACGUCCACAGGUAACUCCUCAACAGCCAAAUCCUGCGUUGCAGAAUACUCAAACUGUCAACGCUGCGAUUGAAGCUGCCAGGAACCAGCAAUUGGGUGGUGCUCGGCCUUCUCUGCCUCAAAAUAGCUCCAUAUCCCAAGCACCCCAGAUGCCAUCUCAAAAUGCCCCAUCCAUGCCCCAACAAGGUCCUCCAACCUCGAAUAUAAAGAUGGAGUCAGCGCCUGCAACCUCUGGGAUCUCUGGGAUGCCACCCCAAAUCAACACCGGCGCUGCAGUUACUCAACUACAGCAGGGCCAAUCUCGACCGAUGCAGAACUCUCCACAGUCCGCUGUUCCCCAUUCUGCUGGUGGUGCUCCUCAGAGUGCUACCUCCCAAGCACCUCAAGUUCCUCGAGCAUUAACGCACUCGGCGGCGUUAACACAAGCCGCAAGGAGCUAUUCCAGUGGUAAUACUGGCCAGCCAUCCGCACCGCAUGUAAUGGGCCAUUCACACCCGUCAGCUCCCCGCGAGGCCCAAAACGUCAUCACAAAUAAAAUGCCUAUCCCUAAACACCUACCUGAGCGCGCAACCGCACCUCCACAACCUGUUCCUAUUAAUCAACCAAGACCAACUUACACCGGAGGACCAAGCAACGCAGGAACCGGAGUCGUAUCACAGCCAGUUUUACCAAAGACACCAGGAUACAACAUGGCAGGUGAAGGUGAUCGCGUUUUGAGCCGCAAGAAGCUCGAUGAGCUUGUCAAGCAAGUUACUGGUGGCGGACAGGGCGAUGGCCAAAGCUUGACUCCUGAAGUUGAAGAGUCUAUGCUCACGGUGGCCGACACCUUCGUUGACCAGGUCCUCCACGCCGCCUGCAAGAUAGCCAAAGAGCGGGGCUCCAAGGUCCUUGAGAUCCGCGACAUCCAGCUCACCCUUGAACGCGGUUACAAUAUCCGUAUUCCUGGCUACUCCAGUGACGAGAUCCGCACUGUCCGCAAGAUCCAGCCUUCUCCUGCUUGGAUUGCGAAGAUGAGUGCCGUUCAGGCUGCCAAAGUCACUGGUGGCAAGAAUGCAGACGAUCACUUUACCAUGGAUCUCAUUAAGGGCAAUAAUGAUCAUAUCUCAUAUCUCAUGGCUCUGGCGUUUAUGGCACCUUCAGUCGCGCGUACCGAUGUGCACGACAUGGGCGCCUGGAUUACCGUAGUAGCAUUUCCGUCCCGGUCCAGGUCAAGCUUCAACUGCAAUCACCCACGACAGCUUGUACAAGACCAUCAUCCAUCACCUUCAACCACUCCAACAACACCCUGCAAAGGUCCUAAUACAGGAUACUUCCCCGAAGACCAGACUUCCCAGAAAGUAGUCUUCAAGUCUGAUACCCUACAUCACUCGAAUCACACCACCUUGACGCGAUCUCCGACAGCCUCACUAGUACGUCACCAAGGUCGCCGCGACGGACGCUGCGCAGACGAUAUGCCCAGCAAGACACCUCACACCAACGGCAAUGAUCCAGUCGAGAACGGAAUCAAUGGGACUAAAGACGUCGAGAUGAAAGAUGAUGCGCCCGCUCCCUUAAAGGGCGGCAAGGGCAAGAAGGUUAAGGAGGGUGACGAGGAGAUGACAGUUGUUGUGCCGCCAUCAAAGGGCUCCAAACUGUCUUCUUUCACAAAAAAGGACAACGAUGGCGAUGUUGCCAUGGGGGAAGAGGAGACGAGUGGAGAGGAUGGCGCUGUUAAGGUUGACCCAGUGGCGAAAGCUGUAUCAGAUAUCAAGAACACCUUUCCAUUACUGGAACGCGCAGUUACGCUGUUUGAUGCUAGGUUUUCGCUCCGAGCUCUCCGUUCAAUCUCCUCCAUCCGCAAACGCCUAACCCCGGAUAUCCUUUCCCAAGUCAUCACAGAGACAUACCCAUCAACAAGUCCUGGGGCAAAAUCUCUGCUCGUGGCUCUCGAGCGCGAAAAUGCUACCUUUACCAAGCCUAGCUCGAAUGAGAUGGACGUGGAUGUUGAGCCGAAAACAUCCAAGAACGGGAAGAAGGAGCCCAAAGAGAUCAUUCCCGAAAUCGACAUUUUCCUCGGGAUCCUCAUCCAGAUCUACUACCUCGACAACCAUAUGAACCAAAAGGGAGCAGUAUUCUCACAACAUCUCGCUGAGCGGAUACACCUAUUGAACCGCCGAACCUUGGACUCUCUUUCUGCACGCGUGUACUUUUACUACUCUCUCUUCUGCGAACAGAUCGCUCCUCUGCCACCGUCUCUGUCAUCACCCGUUGUAUCUCUACGGCCAGCCCUACUUGGUGCCCUUCGAACGGCCGUUCUUCGAAAAGAUAUCGAUACACAGUCUACAGUCAUCGUCCUCCUGCUACGAAAUUACAUCUCAACAUCCAGCAUCUCUCAGGCCGAUCUUCUUGUAUCACACACGAAAUUCCCUGAAAAUGCGUCGAAUAACCAGGUUGCUCGAUACUUGUACUACUUAGGUCGCAUCCGAGCUAUCCAAUUGCGGUAUACUGAGGCGCACGAGCAUUUCACAGCUGCUACAAGAAAAGCCCCUUCAAGCCCGAGCGCAGCAGGCUUCUCUCAAAACGCGACGAAGUUCCUCAUGGUCGUUGAGCUGUUGAUGGGCGAUAUUCCGGAGCGUGCGAUUUUCCGUGCACCGAGCAUGGAGCACGCCUUGCAGCCAUAUUUCCAACUCGUGCAAGCUGUGCGUGUCGGACUAUUAGGAGAGUUUGAAAAUGCCAUCAAGCAGCACAGCGAUACAUUCAGACGUGAUGGCACCUAUACUUUAAUUCUCCGCCUCAGACAGAACGUUAUCAAGACCGGAAUUCGAAUGAUGUCAUUGUCAUAUUCAAGAAUAUCUCUCCGAGAUAUCUGUAUACGCUUGAAGCUAGACAGCGAAGAGUCUGCAGAGUAUAUCGUGGCAAAAGCUAUCCGAGAUGGUGUCAUUGAAGCAUCUCUGGAUCGUGAGAGAGGCUUCAUGAAGAGCAAGGAGGUCGGCGAUGUGUAUGCCACCAGGGAGCCCGGAGAGGCUUUCCAUGACCGUAUCCGUGCUUGUCUUGCCCUCCAUGAUGAGAGUGUUAAGGCUAUGCGCUUCCCAAUGAACCAACACCGACUAGAACUCAAAAAUGCCCAAGAGGCCCGAGAACGCGAGCGUGAGAUGGCAAAGGAGAUCCAAGACGGUGAUUUGGACGAAGAUGACCUGGGUGGUGAUUUUGAGGGCAUGUAA